AUGGAGCCCGCGGGCCUCGCCCUGAAGCUGCUGCUGGUCGGAGACAGCGCCGGGGGGGAGUCCGGCCUCCUGCGGACGUUCACGGACGGCGCCUUCGAGCCGCGCCUGAAACCCACUCGGUGUAUUGAUUUUAAAGUGAAGAAAAUGGUGGUGGGGGGCCGUGCAGUGCAGCUGGCCGUAUGGGAUACAGCAGGACAGGAGUGUUUCAGAGCAUUGACUCCCAGUUAUUACUGAGCAGCUCAAGGAGUGACUUUGGUGUAUGAUGUUACAAGAAAAGACAUCUCCACAGGACUAGGAGGAUGGCUGAAAGAGCUGCAAACAUGCACCACCACCAGCAGCACUGUGAAGAUGUUGGUUGGCAAGAAAAUCGAUAAGCCUGACUGUGAAGCAGAGAGGAAAGAAGGGCUCCAGCUUGCUAGGAAACACUCACUGCUUUUUAUAGAGACCAGUGCCAAGACACAGGAUGGAGUACAAUUUGUCUUUGAGGAACUGGUCAUAAAGAUCCUGCAGACUCCAGGACUUUGGGAUGAGAGCUCAGGCAAGAAGGGAGUCCAGCUCAUGUAAUCUUCAGCACAGCAGAAUAAAGGGUUCUGUGGUGCCUACUGUGCACUUAUUUAA
Cinclus cinclus is the source of this 618-nucleotide messenger RNA. Its product is annotated as ras-related protein Rab-18-B-like. Lineage: Eukaryota; Metazoa; Chordata; Aves; Passeriformes; Cinclidae. The record is from RefSeq and is a predicted model, not a curated record. Gene Ontology annotation, molecular function: GTP binding; GTPase activity.